UCAAUAACGCGCUCUCGACAGUACACGCCAGUUACAGGACAUCGAAACAUCAGGCAUGGCUGAUGAAAGCAGCGACGAAUAUACGCCUCUUGACUUGAGCAUGAAGGACAAAGCAAGACCAAGUACAAGCCGCGACGAAUAUACGCCUCUUGACUUGAGCAUGAAAGACAAAGACAGACCAAGUACAAGCCGCGACGGUACCCAGGGCGCUUCAUCUACUCUGGGCGCCUACAGAAUGAUUGCUGACCACACCUUGCGCUACCGCUACCAGCGGAACACGCAGCAUAGGCCGACGAUCGACGAGGCUUGCAACGUUCACGGUGCCCCUCACAAUGGCAGCAGAAGUUGCCAGCCUCUGUGGUCCAUCAGGAGCAUCGAUAACGUAAGGCCCAGCACAAGCCGCCCUGGCAUGGAGGAAGCAUCAGGCAAUUUUGAAGAUGGUGCCACGAAUUCUACUGGAACCGGAGAAAGGGAACAGCAAGGAUCCAGCGGUGUCAGUGGAAAGGUUCCCAGCAGACGGGACACCCUACAGGGGCAAACCAAUGAACACACGGGCGCUCUAUCGUCUGUUAAGAAGUCGAGCCGCCAAUGUGAAACAUGUGGUAAAUGGUUAAGCAGGGCUUAUAGCCUAAUUGUGCAUUACCGCACGCAUACAGGCGAGAGACCUUACAAAUGCGAAAUAUGUGGUAAAUCGUUCGCGAACAAGUCGCAUUUCCGUAAUCAUCAACAGAUUCACACAGGCGUGAAACCCCAUACCUGCCAAAUAUGUACUAAAGCAUUCAAAACCAAAAGCGAACUUAAAGUUCACCUCAUAUCACACAGUAACGACAGACCUCUGGUUUGCGACAUAUGUAAUCUCUCCUUUAAGCGCAACUCAGAUCUCCUAAGACACCGCAAAAUAACUCACGAGGGCAAAUUCCCGUACGAGUGCAAGAAGUGUGGAUUUCGGUCCACAAAGAAAGGAAGCCUCGACGCACAUGUCUGCAAGAAUAUUAGGUGCGAAUUGGUGUGGAGUCGUUUACAGAUGCACCUCAACUGAUUGCACAUCUCGUGGCACAUACGUGUGGGCGGGGGGUCAGCCGUAACAGGGUGACCAGUGCGCGAGUGAAGUAAGUCACCCACGGGUAUUGCUUAUUACCGUGACCAUGCAGCUUUGCAGGACAAUAACGCUGACAUUCUCCCACAGGAGCGAGAAACUAACCCAACGCAUCGUGUGGAAAGGCGGGCUUCUUUUUACUUUUAAAACUGCUGAUUGAAAUGCAACACAUAAAGGAUGCCGCUUGAUUUUUCGAAAUUACGUGAGAAAACGACGUCUCCAGCACAAUUUGGGAUGCUUCAAUGUCUAAGUAUACUGCAGGUCCUGGCUAGAGCUGACUCUUCGCAAAACUAUGUUGCUCGCCGACGUAGCUUUAGGAAACUCAUUUGUAGACAAACCCUAAUGGCCUGCAGCUUUGUGUAACUAGAUGGUGCAGUGCUCGCACAAGAUCCUUGACACCUCCUUUAGUUUUGUGCAAGUGUUUUGACAGUGUACUAGUAAAGAAGCUUUAGCUAACCAGGCUUUUAAUGAUUCUGCAGUGUGAAUAGAAAGGAUUCCCUCACAUGAGGGACACUUUAAAAACGAGGCGCUGUGUUCUUGUCAACUAAACACAAAUCGAUGCUAAUAUUUGAGGCCCUUAGGCCUUGUUGCUUUUCAGAAGCAGCUUUUACAGUAUAUAGACAACGGGAUAGGAAAAUUUCUUUCGCUUACAAAUUGUUCAAUACACGUAAUGUUUUGGUUCUCUUUUUGGUUCAUGCAUUCAUACCGAAGAUUUUAGGUCUUUAUCAUGCUGAUGACAACAGUGAGACUAUAUUAGACUCAAAUCAUGUGGAGCUCAACUACAUAUGUUCUUCCGCUCCUAAUAUUUUAAUUAUUGUUGUAUUGAGGUGGAACCUCUGUCAGUUUUAAAGUGCAGUUUCUUAUUAAGCUGGAAGUCGUCCCUUUUGACUUGCGCUCCCCUCUGGUUACAGCUGUGGAAUUUUUUAGCCUGAUGUGACAAACGUAUCCCUGCGAGCAAUGACGGCACGAUUGAGAUAGUUUGUUAUAUUACUGACCUGGGUACUUCUAUAUCUUUUUCGACUGAACGCGUUUCACCGAAUAACAAAUGUUACGUUACAGCUCGGGGCAUGAGGCACCAGCAUGUAUCAGAACAUUCUGCUAUAGUCGAGCGUGUUGUAGUCAUAUUGCACGCGCAGCGCGAAUACAGUUGUGCAUUCUGGAUGGCACGCGAGCGCGAAUGAUACCGUUGGAAUCUUCUACGAAAGAAGUGAGAAUAGCCGAUACUCGUUAACCGCAUAUCGUUUCUUCAACGAUCGACUCAUGUACCCGGCACUAUCUUUCUGCCCGAAUAUAACUUGUUUGUUGGUUCCGGUUCGCUCA
Messenger RNA from Dermacentor andersoni, 2416 nucleotides. The record is from RefSeq and is a predicted model, not a curated record. NCBI's taxonomy places the organism in Eukaryota, Metazoa, Arthropoda, Arachnida, Ixodida, Ixodidae.